Molecule: messenger RNA, 594 nt
Organism: Naegleria fowleri
Lineage: Eukaryota; Heterolobosea; Eutetramitea; Acrasida; Naegleriidae
Exons: 2
Coding region: 1-594 (197 amino acids)
Biological process (GO): mitochondrial electron transport, cytochrome c to oxygen
Cellular component (GO): mitochondrial envelope
Source: RefSeq, a predicted model, not a curated record
AUGUUGAGAAGAGUAUUCAGCAAGACUCUCACACAAUUCAAAUAUAACCAAAAGCCAUACCACACUGCUCUUUCCCUCUUUACUGAGGAUAAAGUCGCCAAAAGACAAUAUGAUAAGGAGGCUAUCAAAGUAAGAAUGGAACCAACACCACAACCAUCACAAGAGGAUCCAGAAUUGGAAAAUUACUGGUUGAAUUUACCAACAGUCUUUGAAAGAGCUGUGGGAUCUGAACGUGCUGAAUUGUUGGAUCCAACUCUUUUUGAUGAUCACCUUCCUGAAGUUGUUGAUAUUGAAUCAGGAGUGGGUUCUAGCCUUUUCAAUCCAAUCAUAGUUGCUUCUAGAGGAGAGCCAGAACGUGUUGUUGGUUGUUUGGGAGAUUGUUGGAAAGCCAACGAUAUUGACUAUCAUACCACCGAUAUGCAAUUCUGGGUUAUGAAGGAAAAUACUUUCUCAGUUUGUGAUGAAUGCGGAUUGAUCUUCUAUUGUGCUUCUGAUGAAGUCAUGGCCCAAAUUGAAAUUUGGGAAACUCUUGAAGAGGAAAAGGCUUCACAACAACUUGAACCAUCCGUUGAAUACCCACAAAUCAACGCUUAA